UUAUAAAAAUAUCAAUUAUAGCUGCUUUAAGCACAUGUAGUAGAAAAAGUACAAUAUGGCCAUUUUAAAUGUAGUGAAGUACCUCAACACUGUAUUAAAAUACAAAACUUACUUUUCACCACUACUAAGACAAAACAAUUAUUUAUUGUCAGGAUUUGGCUCCUGUUUUCGCUCCUGUUUUUGCAUUUUUAGGAUAACAUUGGAAAAAAACUCUCAUUUCCUUCCUGUCUUUAACUUUGGCAUUGUCCAGAUGGGUGUUGCUUCCUGAGUAUGAAGCCACAGGCUCUAAAUUCUCUAACUUUAGCCAGCCAACAUCAGAAGAAGAUCUACGGCACAAUGACUGUGUUUGUGCCAGUGAAAAUCAUGACAAUAAUUAUUUUGAUUUCAUUUAUUUUUUCAUUGUCUAUUAAGACAGGGUUUUGCCUAAAGCAGACUGGCACCUGUAGGCAUUUUUGUACUGAGAGUUACUGCAUAACUUUAAACCAAGACAGAGUGGAUUUUAAAACAGCCAAGGAUACAUGCCAUGAGAGGAAUGGAGAGCUAGUGACAUUUCAGUUAGAGACAGAUGAGAGCUUCUUUGACAUUUGGAAUCUAGCAUUACAUGGAAACUUCUGGAUUGGACUUCAUUUACCUGAUGGUGCCUGCAGCAACGUUUCAACUCCACUGAGAGGCUAUCAGUGGACCUCUGGAAGUAAUCAGAGUUUUGUUCCAUCCUUCAGCACCUGGAAGGACAGCGUUCAAUAUUGCUCUCCACGCUGUGUGUCACUUUCAAACGAUCAAAAGUGGACAGAGAGGCUGUGCUCGGACAAAACUGAUGGGUUUCUGUGCAAAUCAAAGCUCAAAGAACCAUGCCAGGCAAAAUCUGAUCCAAAUGUUUUCCAAAGCUAUGAAGGCUGUUCAACUGCUCCCUGUGAGCAUACAUGCACAGAUGUAGAAGGAGGUUUUAAAUGCUCUUGUUACAGUGGAUAUAUCUCAGACAGCAAGAACCCUGUGCUCUGCAAACUGUACUGUGCACAUCAGAAAUGCCCUGCAGUAUGUGACAGAAACACUGGCGAGUCAUGCUCCUGUCCUGAUGGAUUUAUAGUUAAUGACAAAAUGUGUGAAGACAUUGAUGAAUGUUUGAGCGAUCAAUGUGCUCAAGAGUGUAAAAAUACUCUUGGAAGUUUUGUGUGCUCCUGCAGUGAAGGAUUUGUACUUAAAGAUCAAGACAAAUGCAUCAAAGUCUCAACUCCUAUCGGCAUAGGCCUUGUUAAACCAGCCGCCAAUAAUGAUACACUGAAGGCUUCCUCUGCUCCUGCUAGUGGUUUUCUCUGGAUAUGGAUUUUCGCUGCCAUAGCCGUGGUAGUGUUUAUACUUGUGAUAAGGUUUUAUGUUGUUAAGCGUCAGAAAGGCAGAGAACAAAACUCCAGUCAACAGUCUUCUGCUCCUGUGGACAAGAUUGAGUGUUAAAUUCAGUCCAAAAAUGGUCCCAUUGGUCCCUAUGGCAUUUACUGUUUGGGAGAGUAGUGAAGACUACUUGUCAGGUGGCUGCAGUAGGUAACUUCUCACAAUAAACAUUAUAAAAUACUGAAAAUUGAUGAAUAUAUAUAUAGAUUUGAAAUGCACAGGGCUAUUUAUAAUAGUUGUUGCAUAUAAAAAUAAGCAGUAUUAUUGCAUCAUUAACAUAUAAGAAAUAUUUGAAUGCAGGAGUCCCAGAUGGAGCUGAAAGUUCAUUUUAAAAUACUACUUGAUAGUUGAUAAAUCUUAACUAUUCUCAUUUUAUGAGCUUAGCAUGUGUUUCAUAUGUAAAUGUAAAAGCAAAGAGUAAAACAGAGCUGAGUCUGACUAAAUGGAAAUCCUGACAGAAAGUGCAAGCUCUUUAAAUUGUUACUUCCAUGCAUUACCUGAAUAAAUGUAUUAUGUUAUGUAUGUAACACUGACUUUUUCUUUGUAAACAUUAAUGUUUGUGCAUGUGCAUUUAAUUGUUUGUAAAACUAUGAGUGAAGUGAAGGAUGAUUACAUUUUAUGGGCCUUUAUGUAACGUGUCAUGAAAUAAAAUCUGAAU
Molecule: messenger RNA, 2044 nt
Organism: Morone saxatilis (striped sea-bass)
Lineage: Eukaryota; Metazoa; Chordata; Actinopteri; Moronidae
Product: thrombomodulin
Exons: 1
Coding region: 271-1449 (392 amino acids)
Biological process (GO): cell migration
Cellular component (GO): membrane; extracellular matrix; external side of plasma membrane
Molecular function (GO): calcium ion binding; transmembrane signaling receptor activity; extracellular matrix binding
Source: RefSeq, a predicted model, not a curated record